UGCUCUCCGUGGUCUGAAGGUCACGCUGCUGCGCACUGGGGACAGUGCAGAGUCCCCGAUCCUGCUCAGUAGCACUCUGAAAUUUCCAGGCAUGAUGUUUUGGGGUCUUCUUUCCUUCCUCCUCUUUGCUGUGGCCAGCGGGACGCCCAUUGGUGACCAGGAUGAGGACAUCCAAGUGCAGGAGAAUUUUGAGCCUGAGCGGAUGUAUGGGAAAUGGUAUGACGUAGCUGUUGCCACCACCUGCAAGUGGAUGAAGAAUUACAAGGAGAAGUUCAGCAUGGGCACACUGGUGCUGGGCCCUGGCCCCAGCACUGACCAGAUCAGUACCAUCAGCACCAGGCUGCGGCAAGGUGACUGCAAACGCGUCUCAGGAGAGUACCAGAAAACCGGCACCCCUGGCAAAUACACCUACUAUAGCCCCAAGUGGGAUGUGUCUAUCAAGUCCUACGUGCUUCGCACCAACUAUGAAGAAUACGCAGUCAUUCUGAUGAAGAAGACAAGUAAUUUUGGCCCAACCACCACACUGAAGCUGUAUGGGAGAAGCCCAGAGCUGCGGGAAGAGCUCACCGAGGCUUUCCAGCAGCUGGCUCUGGAGAUGGGCAUCCCUGCAGAUUCCAUCUUCAUCCUGGCCAACAAAGGUGAAUGUGUCCCACAGGAGACUGUCACUGCCCCUGAGAGAACACGGAGAGCAGUGCUGCCACCCGAGGAGGGCUCAGCUGCAGGCCCUCUGCCCACGUAUGUUGGCAACAAAGAAGACGCGUGCCGGCUGAACCGGGACCCGGGGCCCUGCAGCGGGAUGCUCUCCCGCUUCUUCUACAACACCUCCUCCAUGGCCUGUGAGACUUUCCUCUAUGGCGGCUGCCUGGGCAACGGCAACAACUUCUACUCAGAGAAGGAGUGCCUGCAGGCCUGCCGGACCGAGGCUGCCUGCAGGCUGCCCAUUGCCCAGGGGCCCUGCCAGAAACCAGUGAUACGCUGGGCCUUUGAUGCGGCUCAGGGCAAGUGCAUCAGGUUCAGCUAUGGAGGCUGCAAAGGCAAUGGGAACAAGUUCUACUCAGAGAAGGAGUGCAAGGAGUACUGCGGGGCUCCUCCACAGGCAGAGGAUGAGGAGUUUCUGCGUCUGUCAAACUGACAAGGGUGAAGGACGAACACUGAGCACAGGAGCUGGGGCCUCACAGGAGCUCCUGCCUGUACGGGAAUUAUCUCCAACAAUAAAUGUCUCUGAAGUGA
Molecule: messenger RNA, 1230 nt
Organism: Centrocercus urophasianus (Greater sage-grouse)
Lineage: Eukaryota; Metazoa; Chordata; Aves; Galliformes; Phasianidae
Gene: AMBP
Product: alpha-1-microglobulin/bikunin precursor
Exons: 10
Coding region: 92-1132 (346 amino acids)
Cellular component (GO): cell surface; plasma membrane
Molecular function (GO): serine-type endopeptidase inhibitor activity
Source: RefSeq, a predicted model, not a curated record